Aspergillus heteromorphus CBS 117.55 is the source of this 2134-nucleotide messenger RNA. Its product is annotated as DUF5102 domain-containing protein. The record is from RefSeq and is a predicted model, not a curated record. The coding region runs from base 389 to 2134 and encodes 581 amino acids. NCBI's taxonomy places the organism in Eukaryota, Fungi, Ascomycota, Eurotiomycetes, Eurotiales, Aspergillaceae. The transcript has 8 exons.
AAUCAAUUGACCGACGGGCUGCUGGAUGGACUGGAAUGAAUGAAUGUUGAAUGUAUUGAAGUCGGUUGAUCUUCUUCGCCGGGCUCGCGCUUGGCGCGGCUGGCGGCUGGGAGAACCUCAGGCAGCCGGCAUGCAGGUGGUCAGGCAGAAAGGCGGUCAGGCAGUCAGGCAGUCAGGCAGAAAGGCAGUAAGGCAGUAAGGCAGCGAGGUGGCGUGCCCGGGUCUGCCUCAGGCGCGGCCCAGACUCGCCUCGAACCGGCGAUCAGAAGGACAACAACAUCCCCCCGUUUCAUUGCCAUUUCUGCCGUCGCUCGUCGGCCUCUGACUCUCUCACGGACCCCUGCAUCCCCGCCUGCAUGAUCUACACCUGGAACACCAAUUUAUCCUGAUGUCGGAACGGCUAUCCCGCCCCUCCAGUCCCUACUUGGAGCCCCCGAGGACGAGCGUGGACUUGGAAGACCCCCGGGCCCACGAUUCCGCGACUAACAGCGACGACGAACACUUCUCCGAUGCCAGCGAGGGCCACGAGCGCGCCCCGUCCCAGCCCCCGUCCGGCCGCGCCUCCCCUAUCCCCUUAACCCGAGUCGAGAAGGUCGACGAGGAUCCCUCCCACGGCGAAGUGCCCGGCACAGCGGCAUACGAGGUUCGCGAGCAGGAUGCGGUGCCCGACCAGAUUGAAGUGAUUCCGGAGGGCUCGCGCAGCCGGAGUGCGUCAGCUACGGAGCAGCAGCGGCCGCUGACGCCGAACUCGCCCAUCCCGCGGACCGUCGUCGAGAAAGUCGACCUGGACCAACCGAGCCACGGCGAUGUCCCUGGCACCCCAGCAUACGAGCUUCGAAAGGCGGACGCCGUACCGGAUGUGGUGAUGACGGCCGCGGACUCCGACGACACUACAACCUCCGACCCCAUCCCGGGAUCCUUCGAGACCGAACCAUCGGUCCCAGAGACAGUGCUGUCUCGAGUAGACUCCGACGAAAGCAAGCAGCCAAAUCCAAGUGACGCCGAGCCAGACCAGACGCACGUCGUCCCCGACACCCCAGAUUCGCCAUCAAGCCAUCGAAGUCACGCCAGCCGGGAGCCAUCAGUGAACGACGAGGCGAACGAGGAGGAAGACGAGGAGGCAGCGGACCCGCCCGCGGCGGACGACUUUGACGACUUUGGGGAGGAGCAAGCAGGCGAUGACGAUGACGACUUUGGCGACUUCGACGACUUCGACGAUGACUUCGAAGAGCCGACAGAGGCAGCAGAGGCCGAACCAGCCGACAUCCAGGCCUCACAGCCUCCCACACCCCCUUCAGUCCCCCCCAUCCUAGACCUCUCCUCCAUCCCCUCGCUCUCCUCCCUCCAAUCAAUCCUCGCUUCCCCCCUCGACCGCCUCUUCCCCAGCACAACCGACACAGCAACACUGCCCCCCCUCGACCCAAUCCCCAACCCCACCGCCAUCUUCAACACCGAGCGCUCCCUCUCCCUCUGGUCCCAACUCGUGGCGCCACCCCCCCUGCAGCCGCAAAACUGGGUAAAAUCGCGCAUCCGACGCCUCUUCCUCGUCUCGCUCGGCGUCCCCGUCGACCUCGACGAGAUCCUCCCCGCCUCCAAACAAAAGAAACUCAUCCUCCCCUCCGUCAACCCCGACCACGACCACCACCACCACCACCUCCCCUCCACGCCCACCACGAACACCAACCCCGCACACUCCCGCUCGCAAAGCACCGCCGCCAACCGCGACAGCACCAGCAGUCCCGGCCCCAACCACCCCACCUCCACAGCCGCAAAGCGAACCUCCACCAGACGCAGAGAACCCUCCCCGCCACCGGACCUCGAUCUCCCCUCCGUCCGGAGACUUUGUACGACCACUGAUGCUGCGCUGGAGGGUUUCACGGACGGGGAGCUGCGCGGUCAUGUUGGGGAGUUAGAGACGGUCACGUUGCGCGCGAGCUCCGUGCUCGAGUAUUGGUUGAAGAGGUUAGAUGGGCUGGUUAGUGAGAAGGAGGCGUUUGAGGGCGUUAUUGAGAAUUUGGAAGUGAGGAUUGAGGAAGUGAGAAUAGAUAAUUCAAGUAUGAUCGAUCGCAGCACGGCGGUACCAAAUGCCUCCUCCUCCUCCUCCUCCUCCUUCUACGCCUACGCCUAUACAUAA